Lucilia cuprina (Australian sheep blowfly) is the source of this 1732-nucleotide messenger RNA. RefSeq names its product minor histocompatibility antigen H13. Gene Ontology annotation, molecular function: aspartic endopeptidase activity, intramembrane cleaving. The coding region runs from base 171 to 1325 and encodes 384 amino acids. Gene Ontology annotation, biological process: membrane protein proteolysis. The record is from RefSeq and is a predicted model, not a curated record. Lineage: Eukaryota; Metazoa; Arthropoda; Insecta; Diptera; Calliphoridae. The transcript is spliced from 3 exons. Gene Ontology annotation, cellular component: lumenal side of endoplasmic reticulum membrane; membrane; cytoplasmic side of endoplasmic reticulum membrane.
CGUCUUUUUGCAGUAGUAUUGACAGCGAACUGUAUUUUUUGAGUGCGUGUCAUUAUUUUUCUCCAACGAUUUUCACUGUUUUUCUUAAGAAAAUCGUGGAAAAUACAAUAAUAUUGUAUAAAAAAAUUAAAAUAAAUUAAAAAAAGAAAUAAUAUAAUAGUUAAAAUAAGAUGUCAGGUGAAGUGGUUGAACAAGUAGUGGAAGCUGUGAAAGAUGCAACUGAGGCGGCUGUUGAAAAUGCAACUGAAACUAUUACAAAUGCAAAAAUACCCUCAACUCCAGAAGGUAUUGCUGUAGCCUAUGGUAGUCUGGUCAUUAUGGCCAUGUUACCAAUUGUUUUUGGUUCCAUACGUUCGGUCAAAUUGCACAAAGCUAAAAAGAUAAGCGGCGAAAAAGCUGAUACAAUGACAACAAAAGAUGCCAUGUUCUUUCCUCUCAUAGCGUCUGCUGCACUUUUCGGUCUCUAUAUUAUCUUUAAAAUUUCCUCCAAAGAUCACAUUAACCUCUUGUUGACCGGUUACUUCUUUGUUUUGGGUGUCAUUGCCUUAGCCCAUUUAUUAAGUCCCAUUGCCAAUUCUCUAAUGCCCGCUGCUGUACCAAAAAUACCCUUCCAUAUACAUUUCACUCGUGGAGAGGGUAAAAAUAAAGAGGACAUUAUCAACUAUAAAUUUAGCACUCAUGAUAUUGUUUGCUUAGUUAUAUCGGCCGCCAUUGGUGUUUGGUAUUUAUUAAAGAAACACUGGAUUGCCAAUAAUAUGUUUGGUUUGGCUUUUGCUGUCAAUGGUGUGGAAAUGUUGCAUUUAAAUAAUAUUGUUACCGGUUGCAUUCUGUUGAGCGGUCUCUUUUUCUAUGACAUUUUCUGGGUAUUCGGCACAAAUGUUAUGGUUACAGUUGCCAAGAGUUUUGAGGCUCCCAUCAAACUAGUUUUCCCACAAGAUUUACUUACCAAUGGUUUAAAUGCUUCCAAUUUUGCCAUGUUGGGUUUGGGUGAUAUUGUUAUUCCCGGCAUUUUCAUUGCUCUGUUGUUGCGUUUUGAUCACAGUACCAAGCGUAAGAGUCGCAUUUAUUUCUAUUCCACUUUGGUGGCCUAUUUCAUGGGUUUAAUGGCUACCAUUUUUGUUAUGCAUGUAUUUAAACAUGCCCAACCUGCUUUGUUAUAUUUGGUGCCAGCUUGUAUGGGUACUCCAUUGUUGGUGGCUCUUGUACGUGGUGAAUUGAAAACUUUGUUUGCCUAUGAAGAUCAUCCUGAGGAGAAACCCGAAAAGAAAGAGGCUAAGGAAAGCAGCAGCAGCAGUAAAAAGAAGGAAGCUAAGAAAGCCAAAUGAUUAUCAGGUGUGGACACUACAGCAUCCGAUAAUACAACCAGUAACACUACCCCACAACAUUCUGCGACAGUUGUUAAACGUUAUCCCAAACAAUUUACAAAUCGUCCAAAUUCAUACAUUUAAAUUCGAAAUGUAUGAAUUCCAAUUCCUUUCUUAUUCACCUCAAUCAUUUUCCAUAAGUGUUGUAUCUCCUUUAAACAAAUUUUUAUUUAAUUUUGUUCUUUUUUAUUACAAUUUUUUUUUUUGUAUUUUGUUUUGUAAACUUUUUUAUACUACAACUAAUUUCUACUUUUUUUAUAUAUAUUUUUAGAAAUUAGAAAUUACGAUAAAAGUAGUUUAAUGCUUACAAACUUCUUAUAAACUUUAAUCAAAAUGCAAAAUACAUGAAUUGAUAAAACUAUUGAUAA